UUACAAUUACUGCUAACAUUAUAGAUUAAAAACUUCAACGUCAGUGAUUCAUAACUAACAUCACAUUUAGUAAUGGCACCCAUUGCCACAAAAUGCAGUGUUUUGCUGCACCAGCUCUCCGAUGCUGCAGUCGGGAGUGGCAGAUGCCCUGAGCGGAGCCUCACUCAAGCAUCUCUUGGUGGCAGCAAAAUAAAGACUGAAGGCCCUGAAGUUCCUGCUAUCUACAUCAAGGAGGAGCCUGAGGGUGAAACUGAAGAAGUAUCUAUCAAAGAGGAACCAUUUGUAAAUGAAAAUGAGGCUUGUGCACCUGUGCAUCUCAGCCCGGCAUCUGCACUCUCCUCCUGUGUGCCGUUCAAGAUGGAAACUAAAGCUGAGGCUUGCAAUGCUCACCCAAACUCUUCUCAGAACAUUUCUGCUCUGGUAUCAAAUCAG
This is a messenger RNA of Hyalella azteca, 432 nucleotides long. RefSeq lists its product as uncharacterized. NCBI's taxonomy places the organism in Eukaryota, Metazoa, Arthropoda, Malacostraca, Amphipoda, Hyalellidae. The transcript is spliced from 3 exons. The annotation marks the transcript as partial. The record is from RefSeq and is a predicted model, not a curated record.